AUGCCGCCUGUCGCAACACGAUCCCGCCUGUCGGAAUCCUGGCGAGCGCCGCCGCCAACCCGCGCAAGCAGACAUGCCGCCUGUCGCAACAGGAUCCCGCCUGUCGGAAUCCUGGUGAGCGCCGCCGCCAACCUGCGCAAGCAGACAUGCCGCCUGUCGCAACAGGAUCCCGCCUGUCGGAAUCCUGGUGAGCGCCGCCGCCAACCCGCGCAAGCAGACAUGCCGCCUGUCGCAACACGAUCCCGCCUGUCGGAAUCCAGGUGA
Messenger RNA from Chlorella variabilis, 264 nucleotides. RefSeq lists its product as hypothetical. Bases 1 to 264 code for a protein of 87 amino acids. NCBI's taxonomy places the organism in Eukaryota, Viridiplantae, Chlorophyta, Trebouxiophyceae, Chlorellales, Chlorellaceae. The transcript has a single exon. The record is from RefSeq and is a predicted model, not a curated record.